Nilaparvata lugens (brown planthopper) is the source of this 456-nucleotide messenger RNA. RefSeq names its product hexosaminidase D. The coding region runs from base 24 to 455 and encodes 143 amino acids. The record is from RefSeq and is a predicted model, not a curated record. Lineage: Eukaryota; Metazoa; Arthropoda; Insecta; Hemiptera; Delphacidae. Gene Ontology annotation, biological process: carbohydrate metabolic process. The transcript is spliced from 2 exons. Gene Ontology annotation, molecular function: hexosaminidase activity.
UUUGCCCCUCGAGGAGCGGGACGAUGACUCUGCUGCAGGAGAUGAUCGAUGACGUGUUGGCAUUGCAUCCAAAGUCUCAGUUCAUCCAUAUUGGCUGCGACGAGGUUUAUUACAUGGGACAGUGUGGCCAGUGUCACCAGCGAAUGCAGCAAAUGGGUUGGAGCUCCAGCGGUCUAUUUCUGGAUCACAUGAUCACCGUCGCUGGGUACAUAAAAUCAAAAAAGCCCAGCAUGACAGUGCUUGCCUGGGAUGAUAUGAUGAGGAGAAUGUCCCUGUCAGAGCUCUUGAGAUCGAAAGUGGGUGAUGUUGUGGAACCUGUGGUCUGGGGAUACCAUGGUGUCUCAAGGGGGACUAUCCAGUACAGUUAUAACCAGGCUUUCAAGGGCAUUUGGAUUGCAUCAUCAUUCAAGGGAGCCCAGGGUCCAGAUUCCAUGCUUACUGAUAUAGGUAGGUAGG